Molecule: messenger RNA, 3345 nt
Organism: Ostrinia furnacalis (Asian corn borer)
Lineage: Eukaryota; Metazoa; Arthropoda; Insecta; Lepidoptera; Crambidae
Exons: 19
Coding region: 1-3345 (1114 amino acids)
Biological process (GO): synaptic vesicle priming; synaptic transmission, glutamatergic; presynaptic dense core vesicle exocytosis
Cellular component (GO): plasma membrane; terminal bouton; presynaptic membrane
Molecular function (GO): diacylglycerol binding; syntaxin-1 binding; calmodulin binding
Source: RefSeq, a predicted model, not a curated record
AUGCCGAUAGUAAAAAAAGCGCGCUAUGUUGGUAUACAAGCAACACAAUUCAACACAUACGUGACACUCAAACUACAGAAUGUCAAGUCGACGACGGUGACAGUGAAGGGCCCGACACCAUGCUGGGAGCAAGACUUCCUUUUUGAAAUUAACGACAUCAACCUGGGCCUCUUGGUAGAGGUGUGGAACAAAGGAGUGAUCUGGGACCGUGCCCUCGGGUACCACUACUUGCCUCUCACUUCAGUGGCUUACACCGAGCAGGAGUGUGGCGGGCGCUGGAUCGAGCUGGAGGCACAGCUCAUGAUGCGCGGCGGCGCAGUGGUCGGCACCACCGGGCCUACGGGCCAUGCCUUGCUGCUGGACUGCCGGUUCGAACCUCCGUUCGAUGCGGAAGGCACGGGCGGUGCCGACCUCCAGCGUAAGCUUGACCUGCUCAACGGCGCGUUGGACGCCGAGAGGGCAGAACAAGCUCGCAGGCAGAUGCAGUAUAUAGCCCACUCUGGGUACUCAGAGGACUCUGACUACACCUCAGACCUCAAUUAUCCAGUGGGCCAGCACGCAAACUGCAGCGCAUCGCAAUUCAGGAGUGCCGCACACCAGAUGCACACGCCACAGAGAUCACUGGAGGUGUCCCGAGAGAAUUCUUACGAGAGAGAUGAGUACCACAUACACGGCGACACGGACCCCUUGUAUUAUAACAGUCAGCCGAGAACAAAUAGGAUAGAGACCUGGUCCCAGCUGCAUGCACAGGCGAGCGUCGAGUCUGCCAUCUCUUGGCGGACCGCCGCCGACUGGCAGUCCGCAGAGGACCAGCGGCGACCAAGUCUCGAGCGACAGAAUACUCUGUACGACGACGGAUUAGGCUACGGGUUUGAUGCCUACACAACUAGUACGCACAUUAGGGACCACUCACAUUUAUCGCAGCAGGCCAGCUACGAGGAGUACUAUGACUCGAGCAGCUACCCCUACCAGACGUCGUAUGUGGGCGACGACUCACGACAAUGGGACAGUGGGGGGCAGUACUUCUUCGAUGAUGGCUACGGGCUCACGCCCACCGAGUACGAGAACAUCGUCAACAAACGGCGCUCGUCGGUUGUGCAGUUACCGCAGAUACCGACUAAGCAGCUGCCACCGUCAUCUCGGUACUCGGAUUGCAAUGAAAUGGCGCCGUAUAGACCGCGGCCGCGUCGUACAGCGGCAAGUCUCCCUGCGACGCCAUCAUCAACCCCCAAACGCGGGCGCGCGCUCCCAGUCCCGCCCGGCAGCGAGACGGGCUCCCUGCGGUCAGGGCGCGGGCGCCGCCUGCCCCGCCCCCCGCUCGCCGCCGCCCUCCCCGCGCUGCCCGUCGCGCCCGCGCACACGCACGUGCCUUACAUUCCUGGUGUAGAAAGAGCAUUCGCUGCCACUCUAUUGCUCUCUUUAAGUGAGACGGGCUCCCUGCGGUCAGGGCGCGGGCGCCGCCUGCCCCGCCCCCCGCUCGCCGCCGCCCUCCCCGCGCUGCCCGUCGCGCCCGCGCACACGCACGUGCCUUACAUUCCUGAACCCGAAAAGGUAGUCCCUGAUGUGAGUUACGGGUAUAGCAGUAGCUACGCAUACCAGACGGAGUAUCAGGACACCGCAGCUGCGGAUCAGUAUCAGGAUACUAAUUAUAAUACGAGUUACGAUGAAGAUGGGAUGCAACCAUUCUUCGACGAAACUCCACACGCUACUCCGCCUGCCGCUGCUCACCAAAAGUCAACGUGGAUCGACACGGAGACUACACAGUUUACAUAUCCAGUGACUAGUGCUGAAGAUACUUUGUUAUCAAAAUCUGUGCCAAGUACUAUUUCGUCCUAUCUACCUCAACCGCCUGUUAGUAGACAACAAGACAUAUAUCAAGAUAGUUAUCAACAGUACGACGUACAGUUUGACGAACAACAGCAGUAUCAACAAUACGAUCAACAAGAACAACAGUAUCAGGUUGAGUCGAGCCAAUAUCAACAGGAUCAGUACCAGGAGAAUCAAGAUUAUCAGUAUCAGCAGCACUACGAUCAGCAGUAUCAGGAUCAGCAAACUCAACAACAAAUGCCGGAGCAGCAAUACCAACAGCAGUAUCAGCAGCCACAGCCGCCGCUGUUGCAGCAGCAGCCGCUUUUGCCGCAGCCACCAUUGCAGCAACAGCAGUUUAAUCAGCAGCAGUUUAAUCAACAGCAAUUGCAGCAGCAGCAGCAACAACAGCAGCAAAAGCUGCCAGCACAACAACUGCAAGCUAGUGUUAUGACUGGCGCAGCGACUUUGGGGUCGCUAAUGGCAGGUGGCGCUAAGAAGCUCGGCAGCUUCUUUGGCGCCGCCGCAGCCGCUGUUGCUCCAGCUGUGAGUCAACCUCCUGCAUCCGCAGCGAUUGCUUCUGUACCAAGCAGCCAGUUCACCUCAACCGUUGCCCCCGUAACUCCAUUUACAAGUACGACUACAGUACCGAUCUCCGCAUCCGUCCCAGAUGUAUCACCAGCAGUGCCAGUGUCUACAGUUACGUCAUCUGCCCCUGUCGCCUUACCGCGGACUCCGUCUCUGAGAAGACAGGAGUCUAUACAAAGACCUUCAGUGCGUCGGACUCGGACUUUACCUGACGCGCCGGAGGACUUACCCCCGUCGGGUUACGACGAAAGUGCCUACGAGGACGAGUAUCAUAAGACUGAAUUCGAUCAAUCUGUUGACCGUGACAGGACGUCAUUGGACAGGUAUCAUGAUGACGAGUACGCGCAUGAUACCAUUCAUGAGGACGUCACGGAAGAACGGCGCUUGUCGGAGGAGCCAAGUGCUGGAAUACAAAAGACUGCAUCGCCCACGAGAAAUGGCACUCUGAUGAGGAAGCCCUCGGUGGACAGCUACCACAGUCAAGCGCCUUCAAUCAUCGAUCGAAGAACCUCACAAAGUUCUUUUCAUCAAGAGAAAAUCACCGUUCCGACGACACAAGAAGAAGCUAUCGACAAAUCCAAAGUGAAAUUCCAAGACGAUCGCACAACUUACCACGAGGUGCCCGAACAGACGAACGGGUUCCACGAAGAGCCGUACGAUGACCAUCCUGACGAAUACCAGGAUGAGCGAGAGCCUUACCACGAGCAGGACGAAACAUAUCACGAGGAAGACGAGAAGUUCGAUGACCAGGAGCAGUUCAAUGAAGGUGAUGAGGAGUAUCAGCAAGAGGAUAGUGUAUUCAAUGAGGAGCAUAGAGAUGAAGAGGAAAGGAUAGAGUUCCAGCCUGAACAGCCGAAGCUGACUCCAAAGCAGUGGUGGCAUCGGGCGUAUAACAAAGUCGUGAUGCAGCUAAACUUAGAAGUAGAUCUGUUAUUUAUACAAAAGGGUUGA